AUGCACUCUAGCCGGCAGCGCCCUCAGCUAACAGCUAACAGCUUGCUAUCGGAGAGAAAGAAGCCUGGACAAUUCACAACACAAAGGAAAACAGAGCAAAGGAACCCAGAUCCCAGGCGAACAUGUUCAGUGUGCUGUAAUCAUUAUAAACACAACAAUAGCAUCCAAGGCUGCAGGCAGUGCUUGCUUUCUACACUCAAAGCGAAAAUGGAAACUGAGGCAGAGGUAAUUCCUAUUUGGCAAAAUAAACCCCAUGGAUCAACUCGUAGUGUGGUUAGACGAAUCGGCUCAACACUACCUCUUAAACCCUGCCCCAGGGCAUGUUUUCAGGAGCUCCCAGGUCUCCCUCCAAUGCGCUCAAUGGAUGGGCCACUGGUGCCCACACUGGCAGACAUCUCCUGGAUUGCAGAUGAUGAUGAGGAGACAUACGCCAGAGUCAGGAGUGACACACGCCCCCUAAGGCACGAGUGGCGGCCAACACCCCUGCUGGUUAUGCAUAGGAACUCAUCUGUGCCCAACUUCAGACGAGAGGGCAGGCGGGUCGAAGGGCUGAGGAAACCAGGCGUAACUGCUAUGAACCGGACCACAGCUUUACAGGAUGAGCUGAGUCGACUCCGCGCCCAGAUUGCCAAGAUUGUCGCUGCAGAUUCAGAUUCGAAUCCCAUCACGCCUGACCUGCUGUCCCCUGACGACACUAGUGUGGGCUUCUCCAUGGCUCCUUUUGAGACUGCGGCUUACCAGCCUGACCCAACAGCCUCUUUUGCCAUCAGUGAUGUCACAGAGGAGGAGGAGGAGGAGGAGGAAGAUGAUGAUGAUGAAGUGGAAGAUGUGUUGGAGCUGGUGCCUGAUCCCAUCCCACCCAGUUUCCCAGUUUCCAUGACAGCAUCUGCAACUUUUGAUCUUGAUCGCCCUACCAUGGACUUCCGGGAGCAAGAGGAAGACACAGUGUCUCUAUCAAAGUCAACAAGCUUUGCUGAUGUCAUGGACAUCCUGAAAGACAUGAAUCGCAUGAAGAUGAGCAAGGACAGAUAUAACCGUGGGUGCACCUCACUGAGAGAGGAAGACUCUGCCUCUCUUAUAUCUGAAGUAUUGAAGAAGAAAUUCAUUCUGAAAGAUGCAUGAGGAAAUGAUCGUUCAUCCAAUCCCUCUCAGCAGCCUCUCCAUAUAAGGGCACAUGGAAUUGCUUGGAGCAUUUUUCUCUUUGUUUCAGAGUUGAAGAUACAAACUUUGUGAACAAAACAUCGCUGUGGAAUUUUACCUACUUAUUUUUAUGUUCUCAAGUAUUUUUUUUUUUUACUUGAUUGAUAGGCCUGUGCCUUUGGACUGUUGCCAUGGAAACCCCAUAAUGCCUCCAAAUAAACCAUGGAGAUCUGCUGUGCUUACUACUCCCACAGUGCCACUCAGUGACAUGGCUGGAAGGAAGAGAAGCAGCUCUUCUCAGCUUUUGUCAAGACACAUACACACUCUCCAGCUGGCAUUUAAUGGCCAAUUGGGCCAUCUGCAUGCAUUUGUAAUGUCUGAGUGUGUGUGUGUGUAUAUUAGGGUCCAUAAGGAUUAGUCCUUGAAAGCUGAAAGUUUUUAUUUUUUUCUGUGUUGCUUGAGUUUUUGCAUCUCAGCGUCUCUGGCAGGAGCAUCGCGUUUAUAAGACACAGACUCAAGUUAAAGGGAUAUUCAGGGUUGAAUACAAGUUAAGCUCAAUCGACAGCAUUUGUGGCAUAAUGUUAUUUACUACUAAAAUGUAUUUUCUUUAAAAAAGCAAAAAUCAAGGUUUUGUGAAGUGCACCAGUCCCUCCUGCAGCAAAGCACACCCACAACAUGAUGCUGCCAACCCCCAUGCUUCACAGUUGGGAUGGUGUUCUCCGGCUUGCAAACCUCACCCUUUUUCCUCCAAACAUAAAAAUUGUCAUUAUAGACAAACAGUUACAUUUUUGUUUCAUUAGACCAGAGGACAUUUCUCCAAAGAGUAAUAUAUUUGUCACCAUGUGCACUUGAAAAAUGUAUUUUUCUGCUUUAUUAUAGUGGUUUUGGAGCAGUGGCUCCUUCCUUGUUGAGCAGCCUUUCAGGUUAUGUCGAUAUAGGACUCGUUUUACUGUGGAUAUAGAUACUUAUCUACCUGUUUCCUCCAGCAUCUUCACAAGGUUCUUUGCUGUUGUUCUGGGAUUGAUUUGCUCUUUUCCCACCAAAGUACAUUCAGAAAAUGUCUCUAGGAGACAGAAUGUGUCUCCUUCCUGAGCGGUAUGAUGGGUGCAUGGUCCCAUGGUGUUUAUACUAUUGUUUGUACAGAUGAACAUUGUGUGGAGACUUGUGGAGAUCCACAAUGCUUUUCUGAGUUCUUGGCUGAUUUCUUUUGAUUUUUCCAUGAUGUCGAGUAGAGGCACUGAGUUUGAAGGUAGACCUUAAAAUACAUCCAAAGUUACACCUCCAAUUCAAUACAGCUAUCAGAAGCUAAUUGCCUAAAGGCUUGACAUCAUUUUCUGGAAUUUGCCAAGCUACUUAAAGGCACAGUUAACUUUGUGUAUGUAAACUUCUGACCCACUGGAAUUGUGAUAUAGUCAAUUAAAAGUGAAACAAUCGGUCUGUAAACAAUUGUAAAAAAUUGAUUGUGCCAUGCACAAAGUAGAUGUCCACAACUAUAAAUCUCUGGAGUGUUUUAAAAAUGUUUAUUUAAUGACUUCAACUUAACUGUAUAUUGUUUAUGACUUGUGGAUAUAUUUUUGAAGAAGUAUUUUAAUGUUUACGGAUCGGUUCCAUUCACUUCCAUUGUAAGUGCCUCACUGUAACUCACAUUUAUCCCUUUUUGUUUUUUUUUUGUUGUUUUUUUUAAAAGAAGAGUAGGUAUGAGCCAAAAUAAAUUUUUGUGGUAAUCAACAUUAUGCCACAAAUGCUGUCAAUUGAGCUUAACAUGUAUUGAAGCCGGAAUAUUCCUUUUAAUAGAACUUUGACUUGUAAAAGCGUUCCUCGAGACACAUACAUUCUGUUCCAUUUGUAGCACUGCAUCUAGCAAGGAUGUGUUCAGUCUGAAAGGCCCCUUACUGAUCAGUGAUCAUCGUUUCUCCAUCAUAGGUUUUGUGAAAUUCAAACACUACUUCUGUUAGUUCGAAUAGGAACGGAACAUCUGCUAUGAAGGUUUCCAUCCUUUUCACUAAUUGUCCUUUGAACAAGCUUGCUGUACAAAAUUCACAACAAAAUGUUAUUCAAACCAUAAAACCACAGAAGAUUCCUGGUGGAGCCCAGGUUGUUGUUUUAUCAAUCUGUAGUUUGGAGCUGUAGAUGUGUCCCUCUUGCCUUACACUUUCCAUCAAACCCUGUAAUACUUGAAGCCGUUUUUGAUGAUUGAGCUGAUAGUCACCGUUUCUCCAUUUAGAAACUAAAGGAUUUGUGUGUGUGUGCAUAUGCACUGAAGAGUUUAGAUUGCAUUUCUCCUGCAGACUUAUGCAAUGUAUAUUGUGCCAGAAAACUGAUGUGGUUCACAAAAUGGUGAACAAUAACAAGUUAAUUUAUAAUGCGUGUGGUUGAAUUUAUCUUAUGUUUAAGUACAGGACAAAUAAAAAAUCCUGCAAAUUGUAAAUGUCUCUGUAAAGUCUAAAUGGCACGUGUGAGGUUAAGCGGGUGUUUUAUAAGAUGAUUAUGAGGGAUGCAUUUUUCUUUUCUUUUUGCAAAGUGUAACAGGAAGCUGUUUUAUUGCAUAUACUUAUUGUGUUUAGGAUCGAACACAAAAUAUGCUUGUCAUUUGUUUCACAUUCUUAUUUGGAAAUUUUCCCAAGCACGCUGCCUUUUUCCAUGUGGCUGACGUGUGCAUUAUAAGAAAUGUUUGGCCUUUAUAUUUAGUGCAGUGUUAAAUACUUUCCCUUAGUCUCCAGACUAAGUGGUUCUUUAUUCAAUACUUCUUGUAGUUACCUUCAUAAUCUAAGUUACAGUCACAUCUAGCAAAACAUUUUCUUGAAAUUCAAUUGCUCCAUAAUUUACAGUACAAAGACAACUUACUUAUAUUCAUAGAAGAAAACAAGAAAUCUUAAUGAAUUCAUCGUAAUAAUGUAAUUAUCAAAGAUAAUGGGUGCUUAGAUCUGUAAUAUGAAGUGUAUGCACUGAACAUGAUAAUGUAUGUUCUUGUAACGGGUCAAAUGUGCAUGCUGCUUUUUCAGUCUUGACUGUUUGGUGCCAUCUAUAGUUUUAACUAUGGUUAGCACUUCAGGCUUGUUUUGGAUAAGAUCAUCUUGCACUUAUGAUUUCUUUUGGAAGACACUUUCUUCUUUACUGUGUUUUUGUGAAAUAAGGGAAUUAUAAGUCUGCCUGUUGAUCAUGCAUAAGAUGGGAAAUAAAUAGCUG
This is a messenger RNA of Xyrauchen texanus (razorback sucker), 4326 nucleotides long. Its product is annotated as mitochondrial fission regulator 1-like. Lineage: Eukaryota; Metazoa; Chordata; Actinopteri; Cypriniformes; Catostomidae. The record is from RefSeq and is a predicted model, not a curated record. Gene Ontology annotation, biological process: aerobic respiration; mitochondrial fission. Gene Ontology annotation, cellular component: mitochondrion.